AGUUUAAAACAAUGUAUUCUUUAGGAUUACACAGUUCAAAAUGAAUGGUAUUAUUCUCUUUUUUAUCUGCCUUAUCCCUGUCAACUACGGGUUCUGCUUCCAAUGCUCUCAAUUCUCCGGGUCCACUCCUUGUCCUAAACCCGGAGAUGGAUUUGCCGGAAGGAUACCAGAGAACAGGUUACCUCCUGAUCCCGGAGCAGUCUGUAGUUUAGUCACAUCAAGCUCAGGAGAAGUUUAUCAUCAAGGAACAGUUCCAUAUUCUCUUUGUCUUAGUGAAACCUACAGGAAUAGUAUGGCUCAGAUGAUUGGUAGAGAGAGGUUGCAUCAUGGUGCUCUUGUUUACUGCUGCUUUAAUGCUGGAUGUAACUGGAACUCUAGCACUGCUACAAACAAUAUUCAGGCUUCUAAGCUUCUAUCUGGAUUUGCGUCUGAGAGCUUGGGGGAGAAUAUAUCCCUGGCAGAAACGUCCUUACUCUGGUUGUGCGUCCUACUAAUCCUACUAGUUCUAGCUCUAGUCAUCCUUGCGCUCUUCUACAGAUCUAAACUUGCUCUACAGAACACAGACAAGGACGGACUCAUUCUAGAAAAUGAAGGAUCCCGGGUUUCCACUAUUGAUGAAUCCCGACUCCGAGGAGGGUUUGUUGAACCAGGAUACAGGUAUGAAAGUAUGCGGGACCAGGUUCCGAGUGCACACGGAGAAUAUUUGGAAACUCAACGAGGACGGUCUGAAUGGAGAAGAGAUAGUUUAAGAUCCGGACCAUUUGAGGACGAGAUGUCGAUGCUGAGUCAGGACGAAUAUUUAUCCUCGUCUUCAAGAAUAGAAAACAACUAUGUUCAAUUUCGUCCUCGUCUUCCUCCAGGUCCCCUGGUGGAGAGACGGGUUUCCAACCCAGGAGUAGGAGCAACUAAACCUCAAGGAUCAUCAGAACUCCUGAGACUGGAAUCUAUCCAAUGAAGAGAAAAUAGUGCAAAAAAUGUAUUUUGUAAUAAUGGUAAUUUUCAAGGAAACAAAAAUAAAUUUUGGAGAAACCAAAAAAUCAAAUUUUGAUUAAAAAAUAAUUCUAAUAAAGUUCUAAUUGUUAGUAACCCUCUAUUCUAAUUGGGAUAUGACCGAUUCACGAGAUUACCCAAUUUUUCUGUCUUGAAAAGUGUUUGAUUCUCAUAAUUUCACCCAUGGUUUCUUUGGCAAAAAAUCCGGAAAUAAACCUGUAGAAAGCAGAAACAGGUUUGUUUGAACUGUUGUGAUUGGGAAAGGAGGGUCACCAGAAAUAUUGUCUACAGUCCCUUUAAAUGAACUGUAGGAGGGAUUUCAACGGUAUUAUUUUAACCAUUAUCUGAUCAUCCAUGACGGAAAUAUUCUUAUUUUUCUCACGGAAAAUUAAAAUUUUACAGAACUGCGAUAUUUCAGAAUUAAGCUCCAGUUGCCAAUAAUUCACUUCCUUAACGUAGAGAAAUUUUAAACUAUCCUUAGCAUGCUAUAGAAAUUCCACGAGUCGUUUCUUAGAAAUAAACAGGCAAAUAUAUUUCCAUUUUCACUUCUUUAAUUACAAGGUUUAAAGUGAAUUGUUUUAAAUAAUUAGUUUACUUUAAUUAAUCACUUAAAACUGCGUAGACACUAGACAGUCUCUUUAAAUUUGACAUUUCUUAAACAUAAUUAAAAAAUAAAUAAAAUGAGCAAUUAACAAUUUUACAACUAAGUGACAGGAUUAAAUUUCAAAUUGUAAUACAAGGAUGUCCUAAAUCACAUUGGAUUGUGCAUAGCUUCAUAGGGAUUUAGUUUUUACCACAAACUCUGAUUUUCUUUGUGUCGGAAACCUUUAAUAUUUCAAAUAUG
Messenger RNA from Eurytemora carolleeae, 1834 nucleotides. RefSeq lists its product as uncharacterized. The record is from RefSeq and is a predicted model, not a curated record. Lineage: Eukaryota; Metazoa; Arthropoda; Copepoda; Calanoida; Temoridae. Bases 41 to 955 code for a protein of 304 amino acids. The transcript has 7 exons.